AUGGCACGGUUGCCGAAAUUCUUAAGGCUCGUGAUGUUGACGCUGGUUGCCGGAGGAAUCUGCGCGGCUGGAACUGCCUCAGGCGUCGACACAGCCUCGUCAAUGCCAGCACAACCAUCGUCACCACCAACACCAGCGGCAGCAGAGCCGGCAACGGUCGACAGCGAGAACAAGUUUCUGAAAUAUCUGUUCAACAAGUACGGCAGCAAGGGAGUGAUCUCCUUCGAGGGUUUGGAGCAUCUGAUGCACAGCCUCGGCUUGGGCGGGUUGGAUUUUCCUGGUUCGCAUACGCUCAAGGAGCACCGUCCGGAAGGGUACGACUUCGGAGAUUACGACGUCUUCGAUGGAGUGAAUCAGCAAGAUCCAACGGGUCGCAUACACCCACACCAGCACGAGACCGGUGCGACAGCGGAACCACCGGUGAUAACGUUCGCCAGUGCGCCCACCUCUUCAUCUAGCGGCGACCAGCAUCACCAUGCGACGCACUACGAGCACGUCCAUUCGGACGAAGAUCACGAGCAUAAUCACGGACACCCAGAGGUCGACGAACGGCCCACGAGUACCGUGAACAGCAGGAACAGUACGGCCACCGACGGCAGUACUACCCCCACCCGGACCGAGGUUCCUCCGAGGUCGGUCACAGCGUUCCGUGAGGCCAACCCGUCCGAUGACCACGUGUGGCAGGAAAUUAUCUUCAAAGACAUGCACGACCCGCGGCAUCGUCAUCCGCGCAACAAGAAUGUCCCGUACUGCCUGUCGCCGAGGUCCAUUGUGCAUCUGGUGAUGGAAGAGCCGAUGCUAGCCGCCAAGCAGGACAGUUUUCGACGAGCGCGUUCCCUCGCACACAAGCAUGCUCACGGCCCAGUGGGACACCACGAUGCGCACGAUGAUGAUGACGAUGAGGACGAGGAUCAUGACCACGGUGACGCACGAAUUGAAAUUACACCGUCCGAGUUUAAGGACCUCUGUCCGGCGUUUCUAGUGCAGCUCGAUCAGCGAGCCUGUUCACAGAAGCUGCAGGCGGAAGCAAACCCGCGCCGGGAGAAGAAACAACUAUUUGCGCAAGCUUGGAUAUACGCCUCCGCCUGUGUGCUGAUCAUCUCACUUUGCGGCCUGGUGGGAGUGGCGAUAGUUCCGCUGACAAAGUCCAUCGCGUACGACGACAUACUGCGCUUUCUGAUUGCCCUCGGUGUGGGGACAUUGAGCGGCGAUGCACUGAUGCAUCUGUUACCACACGCGCUGUUCCCACACGAUGAUUCGUCACACGACGACGACGACGAUCACGAUCACGGUCACGAGCAUGGUUCUGUCGGGUCAGACCAUCAUCAUCACGACGGACACUCGGCGGAAACACGCGCCAUGUGGUUAUGCUUAUGCGCCUUCGGGACGGCGUUCUUCAUGUACAGUCUCGAGAUGAUACUACCGCUCUUCCGAGGGGGAGAUGGACAUAGCCACCAUGGCCACUCGCACGGUGGGGGCCAUCCGCCAAGCAAUCGUGUCGAGCCGAUACACACUGCCGGCAACGGAACCGCUCAUCGUGGGGACGAUAUCGAGCUGGACAUGUCUGAACCGCGAUCGGCGGCCCGUAAGGACAAGGAAGAGGGUGCAAUGCUGGAGAAGAAGAGCACCAAAAGCAAACCGAUGGCAGCAGUCGCCUUUAUGGUGGUGCUUGGGGAUGGUUUGCACAACAUCACCGAUGGGCUUGCGAUCGGGGCGGCAUUCGCGGCCGAUCCGGUCACCGGACUGGCGAUCUCGUUUGCCAUUCUCUGCCACGAGCUGCCACACGAGUUGGGCGACUUUGCGCUUCUGCUGCAAACCGGCGUCAGUAUUAGGAGGGCCAUUUUCCUCAACAUUGUUUCGUCAGUGCUCAGCUUUAUUGGAAUGGCACUGGGACUGCUGUUGACGGGCAUGCACGAGUCGAUCGUGAGCUGGAUUUACGCUGGCACGGCCGGUACCUUCCUGUACAUCGCGUUAGCGGACCUGGUGCCGGAGAUGCGCAACGAUCUGGCGCGAAGUGACCAGAAGGUAAAAGUGAUCCUCAUACAACUGGUCGGGUUGACACUGGGCGCGAGCAUUAUGCUGCUGAUCGCACUGAAUGAAACGAAUCUACAAAAGUUAUUCGAUUAGAGUAUUGUAGGAUAGCUUAGUUUGUAGGGAGUGUAAAUAAAGAAACUGUAGUAUUUUUAUUAAACAUA
Anopheles coustani is the source of this 2195-nucleotide messenger RNA. RefSeq names its product protein catecholamines up (gene Zip71B). The record is from RefSeq and is a predicted model, not a curated record. The transcript has 6 exons. Gene Ontology annotation, molecular function: zinc ion transmembrane transporter activity. Bases 1 to 2127 code for a protein of 708 amino acids. NCBI's taxonomy places the organism in Eukaryota, Metazoa, Arthropoda, Insecta, Diptera, Culicidae. Gene Ontology annotation, biological process: zinc ion import across plasma membrane; intracellular zinc ion homeostasis. Gene Ontology annotation, cellular component: membrane.